GGAAUAGGCUCCAGCUCCCCCCUGCUCUGAAGCGAGCGAGGGGUGGGAAGUGACGCGUACGCUCCGCCCUGUGGGCGGGGCGGACGUGACGUUUUCCCGCGGUUUGAGCUGUGACGGGGAACCGGUUUGUCCGUUUCCCUUCUCCCCGCCUCGGUGGACAUUUAAACUUCUGACCCAACAGUUGCGGCGGCUCCGCGCGCUCGUGCGCGCGCCCGACAUGCCGCCCAAGCCCCCCCGGAAGGGGGGAGCAGCCGCCGCCAAGGGCCAGCGAGCCAGCCCGGACUGCGGUACCCCACCGCCUCCGCCUGCCGCCGCCAGGCUUGAGUUUGGAGAAACCGACUUUGUUGCACUUUGUGACACUCUACGAGUAUCAGAUAUUGUAAGAGCAAAUGCUUGGAAGACGUAUGAAAAAGUGUCAUCUGCUGAUGGAACUCUAGUGGGUUAUAGUGAAAAGAAAAAGGACAUGUGGGGGAUCUGUAUCUUUAUUGCAGCAGUUGACUUGGAUGAGAUGACAUUCACUUUUACGGAGCUUCUGAAAAGUAUAGGUAUGAGUGUGUGCACAUGUUUUCGGUUGCUGAGAGAGAUGGAUGUUAAUAUGGAUACCAUAAGCACUAAAGUUGAUAGUAAUGUAUCACGACUGAAUAAGAAGUAUGAUGUAUUAUCUGCACUAUAUCACAAGUUUGAAAGGACUUGUGGACUUAUCUACAUGGUACAACCCAGCAGUCAGACUGCUGCUGAAUUGAGUUUCCCAUUGGUUCUGAAAACUUCCUGGAUCACGUUUUUGUUGGCAAAAGGAAAAGUAUUGCAGAUGGAAGAUGACCUGGUGAUCUCUUUUCAGUUACUCUUAUGUGUUCUUGAUUAUUUUAUCAAACUAUCACCACCGGCAAUGCUCAAGGAGCCAUACAAAUCUCAUGUGAGUGCAAUGUCUAUUAAUGGCUCAACUCGAGCUCCAAGGCGAGGUCAGAACAGGAGUACACGUACAUCAAAACAAACUGACACAGAUACAAAAGUUAUUGAAGUCCUUUGUAAAGAAUAUGGUUGUAGCUUAGAUGAGGUCAAAAAUGUAUAUUUCACAAGCUUUAUUCCAUUUUUGAAUUCUGUUGGUAUUGUAACUUCACAUGGACUUCCAGAGGUUGAGGAUCUCUCGAGACAAUAUGAAGAGCUUUACCUGAAAAAUAAAGAUAUAGAUGCACGAUUAUUUCUGGAUAAUGAUGAAACUUUACAGUGUAAUCACAUAGAAUGCUUACAGUUGGAACGAACACCAAGGAAAAACAACCCAGAUGAAGAACUUAAUCUUAUACUUCCACAGACUCCAGUGCGGGCUGCAAUGAAUACUAUCCAGCAGUUAAUGAUGAUUUUAAAUUCAGCAAGUGAUAAACCAUCAGAUAAUCUCAUCUCAUAUUUUAAUAACUGUACAGUGAACCCUAAAGAAGGUAUCCUGGCAAGAGUGGAAAAUCUUGGGAACAUCUUCAAAGAGAAAUUUGCUGAAGCAGUUGGACAGGGAUGUGCUGAAAUUGGCUCACAGAGAUAUAAACUUGGUGUAAGGCUAUACUACAGACAAAUGGAAUCCAUGUUAAAGUCGGAGGAAGAGCGCCUGUCAGUUCACAAUUUUAGCAAACUUCUGAACAAUAAUAUCUUCCACACAUCUCUUCUGGCCUGUGCUGUUGAGGUUGUUAUGGCUACAUAUGGCAGGAAUGCUUCACAAACUGAUGGCACCAGUACUGAAACGGAUUUGUCUUUUCCAUGGAUUCUCAAUGUACUUGAUUUAAAAGCCUUUGACUUCUACAAGGUGAUUGAAAGCUUUAUUAAAGCAGAACCAAGCUUGACAAGAGAGAUGAUAAAACAUCUAGAACGCUGUGAACAUCGAAUUAUGGAAUCCCUUGCAUGGCAAUCAGGUACAGUCCCCCAUUCUGAUUCGUCUCUAUUUGAUCUUAUUAAACAAUCCAAGGAACGAGAAGGCCAAGUUGAUCAACCUGAGCCCACCUGCACUCUUAACUUGCCUCUCCAGCAUAAUCACACUGCGGCAGAUCUGUAUCUUUCUCCUGUGAGAUCUCCUAAGAAGAAAGGAUCCACAGUUUCUUUAAACCCCACUCCUAUUAUAGAUGCUCAGCCUGUUUUGGCACCCCAAAUUCAGAAACCACAGAAAUCUACCUCCCUUUCGCUAUUUUACAAAAAAGUGUAUCGUCUGGCAUAUCUUCGAUUAAAUACCCUCUGCUUACGGCUUCUGUUUGACCACCCUGAACUAGAACACUUGAUCUGGACCCUUUUUCAGCACACAUUGCAAAAUGAAUAUGAACUUAUGAGAGACAGGCACUUAGACCAGAUCAUGAUGUGUUCCAUGUAUGGCAUAUGCAAAGUAAAGAAUGUAGAUCUUAGGUUUAAAAUCAUUGUUACAGCAUACAAGGAGCUCACCAAUACAAAUCAAGAGACUUUCAAACGAGUGCUGAUCAGGGAAGGACAAUAUGACUCCAUUAUAGUCUUCUACAACUUAGUGUUUAUGCAGAAACUGAAAACUAACAUUUUGCAGUAUGCCUCCAAUAGGCCUCCCACCUUGUCACCCAUCCCCCACAUUCCUCGAAGUCCUUACAAGUUUUCUAAUUCACCCUUACGUGUCCCUGCUGGAAAUAACAUCUACAUCUCACCCUUGAAGAGUCCAUACAAAUUCUCUGAAGGGAUGUUGUCACCCACAAAGAUGACUCCAAGAUCCAGAAUCCUGGUGUCAAUUGGUGAAUCAUUUGGGACUUCUGAGAAGUUUCAGAAAAUAAACCAAAUGGUUGGUAGCAGUGACCGUCAGCUGAAACGUAGUGCUGAAGUAAGCACUGCUCCUAAACCACUGAAGAGACUUCGCUUUGAUAUAGAAGGACAGGAUGAGGCAGAUGGAAGCAAACACCUACCUGGAGAGUCCAAAUUCCAGCAAAAGCUUGCAGAAAUGACAUCUACUCGAACAAGAAUGCAAAAGCAAAAACUAAAUGAUGGAACAGAUACAUCAGCCACUCAAGAAAAGUGAUCAUCUUCUCAGGACCAUGCGGUGCACUGCAUGCUUCUCUGCCUUUGUCUUUCUUUUUCAGCCACCGUGUUAAUUACUUUUUUUUUUAUCAUCAAUUGCUAGUUUAAAAUGUUUGGCUUUUUUUUUUUACUUCAGUGUUUUUCAUUAUAUUAUGCCUUAUGAUGUAGCAUGUACACAAUGUAAGCCACUGAGUUUAUUAAUUUAUAUAUUUUUGAGGAUUUGGAAGAGUUUUUCAGCUUCCUAUUGCAACAUUGUUCAUUUAAUGCCAAUUCAUUCUACUUAUUUUGAACUCUUCUAUCAAAAAUAAAGUUAGAUAGAAUGAUUUGAAAUGCACUAAUUCUUUUGUUCAUUAGAUUUCAUUUUAAUGUUGGAAUUUUAUGCACUUUUUGCAUAUUUUGUAAAUUAGGGGCCAGAUACUGCAACGACUUCUGACUCUGUAGAAUUACCAUUACCCAUUAACUUUACUAUGCAUGCAGUCAUAACUGUUGCAGAAUUAGGCCCUACCAUUCAUUGUAAGUACAACAUGCAAACACAGUGUAAAGUAAACUCACAUAGCCAUACUACUGAAACAAAUAACAGAUACCUCAGCUUCUUAACAUCUAGUACUUUUUCCCCUUUCAGUUUGAGUGGACAGUUACACUGCUGGUCAUCUGUUAGUCAGUUUGAAUCUCACUGAGUAUGAAUUACUCAGAGAGUAGGUAUGUUUCAGGGACAGAUUUUUUUUUUUUCCCCAGGUACAAAAUACUCAGUGAACUUUCUGAUAUUUCUGGAUCAUGAAAAA
Molecule: messenger RNA, 3788 nt
Organism: Dermochelys coriacea (leatherback sea turtle)
Lineage: Eukaryota; Metazoa; Chordata; Testudines; Dermochelyidae
Gene: RB1
Product: RB transcriptional corepressor 1
Exons: 28
Coding region: 218-3007 (929 amino acids)
Biological process (GO): negative regulation of G1/S transition of mitotic cell cycle; neuron projection development; cell differentiation
Cellular component (GO): nucleus; chromatin; Rb-E2F complex
Molecular function (GO): RNA polymerase II transcription regulatory region sequence-specific DNA binding
Source: RefSeq, a predicted model, not a curated record